ACCACAGCUCCCGUACAGGUAAUGACAUCAGGUGCCCCGUCGGUGGCCUCGCGCGCUGUGGGCGUUUUCGCGGUUCUGCGCGCUGCCGCAGGUGGGCCGCGAGCUCGGACGUCUAACAUAACGGUAAAACUGCGCUGGAAGACCGGAAAUGGACAGCAGUUGCAGGUAUGCACUUUGAAGAAGCUGAUGGAGGUGGAGGGUUUGCGGGGAUGUACGGUGGUGGAACUUCAUCGAGUGACGGCAACUCCAUCAUGAUCCGCCGUGUGUAGAAGAAGUUCUGGACGAUGAAGCAGGUGCUCAUUAAAGCCACAGGCAAGAAGGAGGACAAAUACAUGGUGGCCUCUGAUGCUGACCUUGAUGCUAAGCUCGAGGACGAGUGCUUUCACUCUGUUCAGACCACCUGCACAGAACUACUGAAGGUGAUUGAGAAAUAUCAACAGAUGAUCUCAUACAUCUCCAGGGAGGAGAAUGAGCUGGGGCUCUUCCUGCUCCACCAAGCACAGCAUGACUGGACAAAGGCAGGCAGGAUAACGGAGACCACUGGCAAGGCUCUCCUGUCCUCUGCCAAGUUGAGGCAUACACUGGCAGCCCCAAUACAGAGGAUACAUCAAGAUGUGGGCACAUUUCACCGACAGGCCAUUGCUGACACCCUGCUGACAGUGACUGACAUGGAGAGAGCGUGCACUGAAUACAGGGGGGCUCUACUAUGGAUGCGGGAUGUCUCCCAGGAGCUGGACCCUGACACCUACAAACAGCUGGAGAAGUUCCGCAAGGUGCAGGCACAGUUGCUCAUGAACAGGAUAAAGAGGAUUGUGAAGGGAUGUCCUCCCUGCAAGACCACCUCAACCUGGGCCCUUCUUGAAGUGCAGAGUUCACCUGUGAGUGGCAGGAUGCCUUUGGGGCCUUCAGUCCCAGACCAGCCUUCUCUAUGGGUGCUUCUGCCAAACCGCAAACCUUCUAUCCAUUUCACUUUUCUGGGCCUGCUGGAUUCCUGCCCUCUCAGCUGUUGGACCACAACUUGAGCUCCACAGGCUGGACAGUCCCAUCCCUGUUUCACGUUCCACCAAUACAGUCCACGCAGCCUGCUGAUGUAGUCCCGCCCUUUCUGAGUUCCUCUACAAUAGCUGCCAAUGUGCCCAGGAGUUUGCCAC
Messenger RNA from Scleropages formosus (Asian bonytongue), 1151 nucleotides. Its product is annotated as islet cell autoantigen 1-like protein. Gene Ontology annotation, biological process: regulation of transport. The record is from RefSeq and is a predicted model, not a curated record. NCBI's taxonomy places the organism in Eukaryota, Metazoa, Chordata, Actinopteri, Osteoglossiformes, Osteoglossidae. The transcript is spliced from 10 exons. Gene Ontology annotation, cellular component: Golgi apparatus. Gene Ontology annotation, molecular function: protein domain specific binding. The coding region runs from base 285 to 1022 and encodes 245 amino acids.